Pelmatolapia mariae (spotted tilapia) is the source of this 2088-nucleotide messenger RNA. Its product is annotated as vasodilator-stimulated phosphoprotein-like. Gene Ontology annotation, molecular function: SH3 domain binding; profilin binding. Gene Ontology annotation, biological process: actin cytoskeleton organization; positive regulation of actin filament polymerization; neural tube closure. The coding region runs from base 125 to 1330 and encodes 401 amino acids. The transcript has 13 exons. The record is from RefSeq and is a predicted model, not a curated record. Lineage: Eukaryota; Metazoa; Chordata; Actinopteri; Cichliformes; Cichlidae.
GCGAGAGAGCAACUCAGAUGUGCAAUCAGGGAUGACAGUAGGUUCUAAAGACACGAUUCAUUUUGUAGUGAAGAAAUAUUGUUAAAAAACAAGUGAAACGCUGGAUAUUGACCAAAGCUGAAAUAUGGGUGAGUCAAGUAUCUGUCAGGUGAGGGCAACAGUCAUGCUGUAUGAUGACAACAGCAAGCGCUGGGUGCCAGCAGGAUCUGACAGUACGUCUAUAAGCCGUGUCCAGAUCUAUCACAACCCUUCAGCAAACACCUUCAGAGUAGUGGGACGCAAACUGCAGGCUGACCAGCAGGUGGUGAUCAAUUGUCCCAUUAUCAAAGGAAUGAAGUAUAAUCAAGCCACACCAAAUUUCCAUCAGUGGCGUGAUCACAAGCAGGUGUGGGGGCUAAAUUUUGGCAGUAAAGAAGAUGCUACUCUGUUUGCCAACACCAUGACGCAUGCUUUAGAUACUGUCAGUGCGCCGGCAGUUGCAGGCCCAGCUCAGAACGGCCCCACUGCACAGCAGCUGGAACAACAGAGAAGACUCGAACGUCAGAAGCAGGAACAGCAAGAGAAAGAACGUCUGGAGCGAGAACACCAGGCCACUGUAUCAGCCCCUCCUGCCCCUCCUGCCCCACCAGCUACUUCACCUGCCCCACCAGCACCCCCACCACCUCCAGGUCCACCCCCACCUCCUUCUGGGGGAUGCCCACCUGCACCUCCACCACCUCCAUCUGGAGGUAUGGUUCCACCUGCACCUCCACCCCCACCGGUUGCAGGAGGCAGUGGAGGAGGUGGAGGUGGCAGUGGAAAUGAUCUGGCUGCAGCUCUAGCAGGAGCCAAAUUGCGCAAAACAGUGAAGGAUGAGGGAGGUUCAGCAGCCCCAGCCCCCAAACCACAGUCCUCAUCCGGUGGAAGUGGAGGAGGUGAUCUAAUGGGAGAAAUGAGUGCCAUUCUUGCAAGAAGGCGAAAAGCUGCUGAUAAGCCAGCUGUAAAAAAGGAAGAAUCUCACAAUGAGGAUUCUGAGUCCUCUGUAUCGAAAUCCUCAGGUGUAGCGGAAAUCAAUCAAUCCAAGGAAAAAUCUGCCACCAUGCCAAGAGCCAAAUCCUUAACCACCAAUCAAAAAGACUCAAGCCCAAGUUCAAGCUCUGCCACUACUCCAGUGUCCAGGAUGAAGGUGGUGAAGAAGAACUCAGAUGGUACAGGAAAUGAUAGUGAUAUGGAAAAAUUUAAACAGGAAAUCCUUGAAGAAAUAAAAAAGGAACUCUACAAAGUAAAGGAAGAAAUUAUCACAGCUCUGAUGCAGGAGCUACAAAGGUCACAGCUCAAGGAUGAAGACUGAAGAAUUGAUCAAAAGAAAAAAAAAAUGGAUGCUUAUCUUGCAGUGCUCACAGUGUUUUACUUGGCGAAAUUAUUUUAUUUUACAUUGUUUAAUUUGUUUUCAUGCAAUAGAUUUUAAAGUCUGAUCAGUCCUAAGACUAUGAACAUGAACACAUUUUCAAAUAAAAUAUUAUUAUCAUUAUUUUUCCCCGAUAUCUUGCUUAGUUAUAGAAAUCAGAAUGGAAUUCCAAUUAUUGUCUAGGAGUUGUAAAUGUUAGUGUUUCAUGUAAUAUUCAUCAACAGACAUAUGAAUGACAUGCCCAGGCAUUUUUAUCAGUGGCAGGUAACAGUAAUCUGCUCAGACAGGUUGUUGACACUUUUACCAUCAAACAAUUUCAAGUUCUUGCAAAAUUAAAGAAGUGGUAGCAAAAGUGCACACUACUGGUUUUGUAGCUACAAGGAUAUACAUUUUAGCACAUGUUAACUUACAUUCUUGAAAAUGGGCCAGAAAUUGGACUUUUUAAUAGAAUAGAAUAGAAAAGAAUAGAACUUUGGGGAGUUCCAUUCCAGGAAAUUCCAGCAGCUGUUGUUGAAUGUCUAAAAUUACGCAACAUUGCUCAAGUGAAGUUAUUUACAUGUAUGUACAUUUCAGGGUAUACCAGGAAAAACUCCAUAUGACCCCAUGUAGGUCUAUGAUACCUUUCAGAUGUGAAAACAUUAUUUUUGAUAUUCUUCCACUGUCAUCUGAUAAAGUACUUUUUAAAAGUACUCAAAAAUAAA